Messenger RNA from Rhodofomes roseus, 2321 nucleotides. RefSeq lists its product as uncharacterized. The coding region runs from base 175 to 1956 and encodes 593 amino acids. The transcript has 2 exons. NCBI's taxonomy places the organism in Eukaryota, Fungi, Basidiomycota, Agaricomycetes, Polyporales, Fomitopsidaceae. The record is from RefSeq and is a predicted model, not a curated record.
GUGUCCGCAUGGUGCUGUGCAGAUAGGUUCGACUUCGGACUUGGGUUCGACACAAACCCCUCACGCCACGAGGAGGGUCUUGUGAUGAGACUACCGGUGCGUGCUCAUUAGCGCCCUGAACAACUUGGCUUCGUUCCUUUGGCCUCCGCGUGCUUCAGCCAUCGACUAUGCGACAUGCUACAACACAGACAACUCCCUCAGCUCCCGCUGGAACUAUUGGAUGCGAUCUUUGAACAACUAUCUGAGCACGCACAUGCGGAGUCUUUCGAGGCUGACACCGACAUGGCAAACAUGUACAAUGCAAAAACAGCCCUCGCUCGGAGUGCGCGGGCGUGUCGUGCGUUCCAUGAGCCUGCACUGAGAGUCCUAUGGAGGAAGCAGCGGCUAGGUCGUGCCUGCAGUGCCGUGCUGUCACGAUUUGAUUUCGGCUCUGUCAAGUGGCCUGAACAGGAGGAUGAAACUUGGGGAGGAGGAACCGAGUCGGAUGAUGAGGCAAACGAUGACAUGGCUGUGGGUAUCGAUUCAUGCCACUAUCCCUUCAACUACAGUUAUCUACCCGGGCCUGUUGCCGCUGAAGAAUGGUCGCGCUUCGAGUACUACGCCCAGUUCGUCCGCGUACUGCGCUACUCGACCGACGAGACGAUCGACCCUUCCGUCUUUUUCUUCCUUCAGCAGCAUGCUCGGGGCAAGCCUCUCUUUCCAAACCUGCAUCAGCUUGUAUGGGAGCAUGCCACACCCGAGCUGGUAUCCGUGAUCACACCAAGCAUCCGUGUCCUCCACCUCCCGCAGGACUACGCCGAGAUGGAGAAUGGUUCUCAAUCAUACGAAUAUGGAUACCGUAUGCGACGACAUGCGUUCAAGCAGCUCCUUCGCGGCGUCCUCGAACGUCUCCCCGAUCUAGCGGAACUCACGCUGCCUGUGCUUGGGCACGAGGCCUUCUGGUUCCCGCUUCUCUCAAGGCCCGACAACCACUUCGUGACUCAGGGCAUCCACACUCUACACCUCUUCGAAUCGCAUCGCGCCCUCAUGCGAGCAGGCCUUGCAGCCCUGUCCACGAUUAGGGCACUAACAGAGCUUGAUAUCAUGCUCGAUAGUCGAGGCUCUUAUGACCCGGCCAACAUGGAUGAUGGUCGCAACGUACUACUGCCCAUCGGUGUAUUUGCCGGACUCAAGCGCCUACAGAUCGACGGGCGAACGGUGUGGGUGCGCGCUGUCUUCCGUGCGAUCGUUGCACCCAAAUUGGAGGCUGUAGUGCUGGCAUGUGGGACCUGGCUGGAUAGUCAAGAUACCGCUGCGGCCCUAGAAGAGAACCACCUAUGCGCGAUCUUCAGCGACCUACGCCGCCGGAACGCAGUCUUCAUGCAAAAGCUUCACCUCACCAUCCCUCACUACAGCGGGGUCUUGUUCCCCAAAGGUACCACUCCUGACACACAUUUUGCGUCUUUGGCGAUUCCACUGGCCGAACUCUCUCACCUCCGCGAUGUCAUGAUCAGCCAACCCAAUUUAGACGGCGAUCAUUACUUGUCCAUCAGCGUACCUGCCUUGGUAGCGGCUUGGCCGGCGUUGCAGACUCUCGCCUUGCCAGAUCUCUUUGUCACCGGAGAGGCGCUAGAAAUCAUCUCGCGUACAUGCGCUCUGCUAGAGCGUCUCACGGUCAGGACACUGUCCUGGUCACGGUCUAAUGUCCCUGGCAUAUCGCAAGGCAUCCCCUUCCGCUCGUACGCUCUGGUCUCCGACGCCAACAAGUCCAUGCUCGAAGAACUGCGCUUCGGGGAGCAUGUGCACGGUGUGAGCGCUGAAGCUGUUGGUGAUAUUGCGUACCUCCUGGAUUCUCUCUUUCCUCAGCUGGUACCCGGGCGGUGCUCGGUGACUGUGGACAUAAAGAGGGACGCCAUAUCCUUUGAUGUCAUGGAUGAAGUGGCGAAGUUGCAACAGGCGCGACGAAGUGGUGCGUAGUACACAAUAAUCGUAUACCUUCAUACUGGGUUCAUGGGCAUCUUUCACCAGGAUGACGGCCGCCCAGGUGCAAGGGCCUGGUUGUGGACUGUUCGCAAUUGGCCAUUGCUACUAUAUCUAGUUUGAAACGGAAAUCAUCAGUAGUGUAGAUCUGAUAGCAAGCGUUUCAGUAAGCUAAAUGUGCCGUGCAUCUGGAAUCCGAGUCCUUGUUGGAUUAUAUGGGCGCGCUCUACAUUGGUCAGGUGACCGCGUAUCGCACGCGACGGCCACGGCAACGCGUCUUACAAGUAACUUACUUCCGUAUGCAGCUGCUGUAUGUAUGUAAAUUACAGUGUAAGAAACUCUCGGACUACCACUGACCAGCA